This is a messenger RNA of Aphanomyces astaci, 1232 nucleotides long. RefSeq lists its product as hypothetical. Gene Ontology annotation, cellular component: plasma membrane. The record is from RefSeq and is a predicted model, not a curated record. Bases 65 to 994 code for a protein of 309 amino acids. Lineage: Eukaryota; Oomycota; Saprolegniomycetes; Saprolegniales; Verrucalvaceae. The transcript has a single exon.
CAACGGUCCACGGACAUUCAAUUUCUGGAAAAGAAUUGCGACGUGGACAACCAAGUAAGUGAGCAUGACGACAGCCAUGCUGCGUCUAGAGGUGUCCCUAGCGACAUCUGUUGUUCUGGUGGCCCUUGUUGCCACGUCCUUUGUGGCCACCGCUGUGCCGCUGACGUUGCCCAACUUGACGGACGGAAGCAGCGACUUCGACCGUGUCACCAACGACCUCCUGGCCACUGGGUCAAAGCUCAGCGUCGCGCCAAGCGUCGUGGCGGGGCUGUCCAUCGGCGUCGGCACAAUCGUGGCGCUCUUUGGCUACAAACUGUUUCGCCCGGUGCUGUUUGUGUGCGGGUUUGCAGUCGGGUCUGUGCUGUUCUACUUGCUGGCCGAAAAGGUGUUUGCCAAUCAAACGUACAUGGUCACUGCGGCGUGGAUCUGCUUUGUCGUGGGGGGUCUCAUCGUCGGCGCCACGGUCAUGUGUGUGUGGAAGCUUGGUGUGUUUAUGGUCGGUGCCGCCGCAGGCAUUGUGCUCGCAUUCCUCGUCAACAACACCGUCGGGUACAAGCUGUGGCCGUCGAAUCCGAGCGGCAUGCUGUACAUUCUCAUCGUCGCGUUGGGCAUCCUCGGUGGCUUCUUGGCUCGAUGUCUGGAGCGCCCGUUCCUCAUCGUCGCCACCAGUUUCUUCGGGGCGACCGCGGCGGUGUGGGGCGUGGGGUACUUUGCAGGCAAGUACCCGUCUGGCAGCGAUUUGGAGUCAUUGCGUGUUCAGGUGGCCGACGGAAGCUUCGUGUACUCAAUUAGUCCUGCGUGGUGGGCGUACUUGGCAGCCACCGUGGUAUUCUUUGGCAUUGCUAUGUACAUGCAGUUUGCAAAGACAGCAUGGGGGGUGCAUCAUCACCACCACCAACCCAACAACCAACAACGAAGCCGCGCCGUGCCAGGUGGGGACUACCAAGUGUCUGCAACUCCAGGCCAACCAGCGUUGCACGUAGCCCCAUAUUGAAGAAGCUAGUUUGCAAAGUGUCGUUAGGUCAUUGCUCUGUGACAUGGUUUUGCAGUCUAUACAACCAACGGUGCUUCAUGCACGCACACACACUGGUCUUACUAAACACAUCGACAGUGUUGUCACGUCCACGCGGUGUCACGGAUUGUUUGCUUGAGGCUGCAACACGAACCGAUAUUGCACCAUCUAGCCAGUUCCCCGCUUUGUUCAUUUCCUUGCAGACACCCCACAAACGUGU